Molecule: messenger RNA, 2473 nt
Organism: Ectocarpus sp. CCAP 1310/34
Lineage: Eukaryota; Phaeophyceae; Ectocarpales; Ectocarpaceae
Source: the annotation of a GenBank genome assembly
CGCACAAGCAAGGUCUUCUCGCGAAAACACACAUACGGAAAUACAUCAUGCGCACGAACGGAAUCCUUGUUGCUCUUGUGGGCGCUGCCUGCCAUGCUGGCAGCGCGUCGGCGUUUGUGCCCUCCAGGGCGCCUGGGGCUCUCGCCACGCCCGGCGCGGUGCAGGCCCCCACCGUCUCCGCGCUCGCUCCCGUGGACCUUAAGCAGCUGUCGACGACUGCCCCCGCUGACUCUGCCCUUGCCAUCACCCGUGGCGGUGGGCGCGGCGCCGCUCCCCCGGCGCCCAAGAAGAGCCAGACGAUCAUCGUGGGCAUCUACUUCUUCCUCUGGUACGCCCUCAACAUCGGCUACAACAUUACCAACAAGAAAGCUCUGAACGCCAUCGCGCUGCCGUGGAGCAUCAGCGUCCUCCAGCUUGUCGUGGGGUCGAUCUUCGUGCUGCCCCUGUGGAUGCUCAAGCUCCGCGACGCUCCCGGCUUGACCAUGGCCAACGUCAAGGGCCUCAGCCCCAUUGCCGCCUGCCACAUGCUCAGCCACGUGUGCGCCGUCAUCGGACUCGGAGCCGGUGCCGUUAGCUUCGUGCACAUCGUCAAGGCGGCGGAGCCCCUCUUCACCGCCCUCUUCAGCGCCAUCUUCCUGGGACAGAUCUUCUCCCCCCUGGUGUACCUGACGCUUGUGCCCGUGGUGGCCGGUGUGGCGCUCGCCUCCCUCAAGGAGCUCGACUUCAAGUGGGCCGCCCUCGGGGGAGCCAUGGGCUCCAACCUCGCCGCGUCCACCCGCGCCAUCCUCUCGAAGCGCUCGAUGGGCAUGGACAUGGGCAAGAACAUGAGUCCCGCCAACCUGUACGCCGUCCUGACCAUCAUGGCCUCGGCGAUGCUCCUGCCGCUGUCCGCCAUUGUGGAGGGCCCCAAGAUCCAGGAGCUGUGGGAGAGCACUGUCACCACCCCCGAAAAGGGGAACGAGAUCAUCUACAACACCGUGGCCAGCGGCGUGUUCUUCUACCUUUACAACGAGGUGGCGUUCCGGUGCCUGGGAGUCGUGCACCCCGUGACCCACGCUGUGGGCAACACGUUCAAGCGCGUGUUCUUGAUCGCGACGUCGAUCAUUGUGUUUAAGUCCAAGCUCACCCCGCUCGCGGCGAUGGGUUCCUUCAUGGCCAUCGCUGGCGUGCUGCUGUACAGCCUCACCAAGGAGUGGUGCGCCAAGCAGGAGGCGAUCAAGGCGCAGGCCCACAAGUAGAUGGACCGCUCAAUAAGGGAGGGAACAGCCAUUUAGGGGGCAGAGAUAGCUCAGUAUGUGUUUGCUUGCGCAGAGAGGGAUACCACCCCCCCAGUCCCCCCCAGACCCCGCCCCUGGCCCAGUGGAUGGGUGGUCGGUCUCGUCCUCUCGAGCUGAAUGCAAGUUUUUGGUAAAAGAAUGUGCUCUUCUUUUCUCAUGUUCUGGGCGGGGGGGAUGGGGGGUACAGUGAUUGUUUUGGGGCUCGCCCGCGCUUCAUUUGAAAACUCUGGUGCCCAGAGAGGAAGCUUUGGUGCUGAGGCAGGGCCGAAGGGCAUCGUUUUUUCGGUCCUUUUCGCUACACUCCUUCCACCACGCUUUACUUUGUUUUGGGGGAGAAUUGGUUUGUCUCGAUUCUCGGGGGUCCAGAAAAGGUUGCGGGACUUGACCAACGCCGCACGCACGGGAUUCGGGUUUCUUUUUUUAGACGAGGGAUGUUUGCGGCACAGAGGGAGGCUGCGCUGCUGGUGGUGGCCUUACCCCGUCGUGCGAUGCGUGACGCGCGAAGCUUCGCUCUCGCCGUGGUGGCUGGCUCUAACAGGGUCUUUGGGCGGGGAUGGGAUUGGGAUUUAGAGAGAGUUCCAUCCCUGCCACGCUUUGGCGAUCUAGAUUACAAAAAAAAAGCUUUUCAGUGAAGGUAGAGCUUUUCAAGGGGGUGUCAUGUUCCCGGGACCUUGAGAAGGUAGGUCCUGAUCGGGGUCGAAUGUGGGACCUUUGAUGAUAUCCCACGAAAAUUUCAACGAGGGCGUUAAAUUAAAACCAGCCAGAAUGACAGACACGCUUUCGUUCGUUUUUGCUUGCUUUUUUUCCCGUGCCUUGUGCCACAUGGCGGUGGUUUGGGACUGAUACCUACGCGUCGUCGUGGUGUAUACGCAUGCAUACGGCAUACGAUCCUUUGAUGCCCAUCUCUUGCCCUCUCGUCCCCCCCCCCCAAACUCUCCUCGGCCUCGCGCGAGCACUAGCAGCACUAACAGUUGGCGUUGUGUUGCAGCACGAGGGCCGCGCUCCAGAAGGUGCUCCCUUGGCUGGCUGUACAUACGCUAGAUCCUUAGAGAGGGGACGUUGGGUUUGCAUCCCCCCAUCACACGACGACUCUUGCCUUGUUGGCGUGUUUGGAUUCCUUGGAUUCUGGGCCUCGCCUCGCGCAAGCGGUUCCUGCUUUCUUUGAUGUAUUCGUAUUCCUUUCCAACAGCAGUAAG